AGUUAGGGCAAUGUUAGCGGUCAGCCAAAACAGAAUUUUAGCGACCAAAACCCAAACCUCAAGCCCAUGAUUUGGGCACGGACGGGCCUCGAAGUCCGGGAAUAAGUUGCGAUCAAAAGCGGUACUUCUUUUUUUCAAACGAUGCUCUCCUCGCCAACAUUUGAAUCCUUUUUUCUCCUGCGAUCAGGUGAAACUUCUUUGAUUGCUAUGAUAUAGGAAUUCAAUGACAAGGAUGUUUUCUUCUUGCCCUUUUUGUCAUAUGACUGUUCCCUUCACUGAACUGGAAUGGCAUGCCAACAAUCACUUUGCGGAGGACGAACUUGAAAGAGACAUGGCAUUGGCACGGCAACUUGCUCUAGCUCCACCAAGUCCUAGAACGAAGGAUAAGCCAGCAAAUUAUGUGGAACCAUCUGUUGUUUAUUCUGGAAGAACACCAGAAACAAGCAUUGACCAUAGUUCAUCUGCUAAUAGAAAAAUUCUUGAUCAAGAAAUAUCUUGUUUGGUGGAUUUACAAAUUAGAAGCACCUUCUAUGAGGUUGAAGGUGGUCUUAUGGCUUUGUUGAGGAGAUGCUUGGAAUUAGAAAGUGAAAAUUCAAGAAGUAUAGUAUCAGGCCACAUCGAUCACUAUCAGAUUAUCGAGUCAGAAGAUGCUGGUUGGGGCUGUGGAUGGCGUAACAUUCAAAUGCUUAGCUCUCAUUUAUUAAAACAGAGACAAGAAGCUAAAGUUGUUCUGUUUGGUGGUUCUGGAUUUGUUCCUGAUAUUCCCUCACUGCAGAGGUGGCUUGAGAUUGCUUGGGAAAGAGGCUUUGAUACUCCUGGCUCAGAGUCAUUUGACCAUAAAAUUUAUGGCUCUAGGAAAUGGAUCGGAGCUAUUGAGUGUGCCACACUCUUCCGUUCUUUUGGGCUUCGAGCAAGAAUUGUAGAUUUUGACAGUACAGCCUUGUCAAAGCAACUAAAUAAUGGAGAAUCUAAAGGAAAAAAGAUAAAGAAACAAGUUUAUGGGCCAAUGGAUAAGUUUUUGCUCCGCACAAAUUGUGAUGAUUUUCAAGUUGGUCCUUCAUCAUAUGAAAAUUCUUGGCAGGAACAUCAUUCUUUAGCUAGACAUCCCAAAGAUACUAUGAUAAAUGGUGAUGGUUCCAGAAAAUAUGAAAGGAAGAUCAAUGGUCAUCAGGUCCUUGUUGAUUGGGUCUGGAACUAUUUUACAAGUGAGAUUGGUGGCAGAUUGGAUAAUUCUGAACAUGUCCUUAUCAGUAAUAAAACCAGGCCUUUGUACAUCCAGCAUGAUGGCCACUCACGAAUUAUUGUUGGGAUUCAAAUGCAAAGGAGAGUGCGUGAAUCACAAAACCAAUUCAUUCUCUUGGUUUUAGACCCUGCUCAUAGAACAGCAGCUUUAGAACGGUCUCUUAGAGAUAGAAACGGUUGGCAGCAACUGAUAAAAAGAGGGGUUCACACGUUUAAAAAGCCCCAGUAUCAGUUAUGCUAUGUUGAUCCUGGGGUUGCCCGUGGAGAAGAGAUGGAGCAGCUCAAGACUAUUAAUAGCAUAUUAAUUAAAUUCUAGAAGGAUGACUGUGAAGAAGAUAAAUGCGUGAACUCAUCUAAGGUUGGGGACUAUUUGCUGAAAGGAAGACUUCUAGGCUGGAUCAGCUACCUCCUCCCUUAAGAAUGCAGAUAGUGUGAUGAUUUGCUGAGUGUAAGACUUCUAGCCUGGAUGAACUCUGCAGGACUGGUGCCAAGGUGAUGGCAAAAUCUCUACGAAAUGGGCAGCUACUCAAUAUGCCAUCAUGAACAGCAUUUCGUAAACUCAUGGAAGGCGAACAGUUUAUGGAGGCAACAAUCAGUACUGGUUGAAAGGCAAUUUCCAGCUUACGUAUAUGUCAUGCUUCUAGUGAAGAUUUGUGUCUAGAUUAUACACUCCCUGGCUAUCCUGAUUACUUUUUCAAGGGGGGAGAAAGCAUCUUAGUGAAAGCCAGAACAAUUUAGCAGUAUUUUUCUUUGUUUCAUAAUCAUUUCAGCAUAAUAUUAUUGAAUUGCUGGUAAAUGUGCACUUCUUUCGUAGUCGAUGCUAAGAUAGGAAUUAUGCAGCAGAUGGAAGCGUUUAGGUCAUGAUUCAAUCACGUUUAAAAUUUCUAAAUUUCAGAUAGUACUAUCAUUCUGUUGGCUUGUCACAUACUAGCUCAAAUAUUUUCUCUUGCUUAUUUUUA
Messenger RNA from Phoenix dactylifera (date palm), 2201 nucleotides. The record is from RefSeq and is a predicted model, not a curated record. NCBI's taxonomy places the organism in Eukaryota, Viridiplantae, Streptophyta, Magnoliopsida, Arecales, Arecaceae.